This is a messenger RNA of Ostrea edulis (European flat oyster), 943 nucleotides long. RefSeq lists its product as uncharacterized. NCBI's taxonomy places the organism in Eukaryota, Metazoa, Mollusca, Bivalvia, Ostreida, Ostreidae. The record is from RefSeq and is a predicted model, not a curated record. The transcript is spliced from 2 exons. Bases 262 to 630 code for a protein of 122 amino acids.
UGACCUUGACGACGCACCAUAUUUGGGGAAGAUUAAGAGGACAGGUGGUACUAGAAAAACUGGAUCGAACUAGUUUGCAAGAAACAUGUAUUCAUUGUCUUUGGUGAAAGCAAUGUCGAUUUCAAAAGAGGAAUGUAAAAAUGUGAAUGUAAAAAUAUCGUAACAUGACGUUACAAUAAAGUUAAUGUCAUAAUCAAAUGUCGUCAUUAUGUCGUCACAAUAGCAUUUGUUGUGGUUAGAUACAGCUAGUCAGCAAACAUCAUGGGCGUCUUUCAGAGUUGUAUCGCUAGAAACAAUAAGAUAGGAGUCAUGAAAGAGGAAAUGGAGGUCUACGAAAAAUUACGCAGUGAAAUGGUUACGGAGGAUAUAGUAGAAAAGAAAGGCGGAGUGGCCUUUGGUCUUACUUUCAUUGCUGAAGAUACACCAAAAAUGCCACCGCCCCGAAUCACUGACAAUAAGAAGGAGGAAUUUGAGAAAUGGAGAGAAACUCAGGAGAAAACGCAAGCCCUGAAACAGGAUAGGGCACAUCAGAACAGGGAGGAAGCCCUUACUAAGAGGAAGAUUGAGGGCGCUCACAAAGAAAUGGAGCGACUAGAAAAAUACCUCAAUAUUGGAGCUGAAGAAUUCUGAUGUGGACUCCUUAAUACUCAUUUUGGACCUUUAAAAAAUUAUAAUUAGUAAAUUUGAGCAUUUCAUUUGAAAUCAAAGAGAGGACACUUUAGCUCUUUAUUUACAGUACAAUGUUACUUUGGCUAUUAUUAUUUCUUUUUUCUUAUUGGUCUUUUUUAAUCGGAAAUAUCCUGGAUGUCCGUCUCAGUGGUACAUCUAAUGACAGAACUGCUGGUCAACAUUUGUCUUUCUUUUGGUAACUACACAGGCGAAACAGAUCGCUUUGCUGAGUUACCUGAGCAAAAUUCCUUUAAAUUUUUCGGAACUUCAGGCC